Molecule: messenger RNA, 1034 nt
Organism: Spodoptera litura
Lineage: Eukaryota; Metazoa; Arthropoda; Insecta; Lepidoptera; Noctuidae
Gene: CPR73
Product: cuticular protein RR-2 motif 73
Cellular component (GO): extracellular matrix
Source: RefSeq, a predicted model, not a curated record
UCGCGUGCGCACCCCUCAGCGUCACAGCGAGUCAGAGCGCCCACCGAAGGUACUCACGCAACAUGAAGGUCAUAAUCGUAGCAGCUAUCCUGGCGGUGUGCAGAGGAGCGGCUGGUGGUCUACUUCCAGUGGCAGCGCCCUACGCUUACGGCCGUCCCGUGGGCUACCCCGCGCCCCUGGCAGUAGCUAGACCAGCGUAUGCGCCAGCCCUCGCUGCCCCAUUUGUCGGUCAUGCAGUAGCAAAGGUCGCCCCAGUCGAGGACUACGACCCCAACCCACAAUACUCCUACGCUUAUGACAUUCAGGAUGCUAUCACCGGUGACUCAAAGAACCAGCAAGAAUCUCGUUCCGGCGACGUAGUUCAGGGCUCAUACUCCCUAGUGGAGCCUGACGGCACUCGUCGUACCGUGGAGUACACCGCUGACCCUCACAACGGUUUCAACGCAGUCGUACACAAGGAACCACUUGGUGCUCCGGUCGUUAAAGCUGUGGCUGCUCCCGUAGCCCAUGCCUUAUACCACUAGUCCCAACAAAAUCUUUCCUUGGUCACGAAUCUAGAUUUUUCAAUUUUCAUUCAAAAUGCUUUCGAUUGAGUGGCAAAGUGUCUAAAUCUGCUAGAAUCUAUUAUUGUUGUAACAUGCAUUGUAUUGACUGGCGAAAAUAGUUGUUACAUUUGGAUCGUCAUAACAUCUCACCUCCAUGCCAUGCAACAAUGAAUUGAUCGACCACUCGUGUAAAAAUCUGAUUGAGAAAAGAUUGUUCUGCAUUUAAGACCUACUUAUAUUAGGUGUGUGUAAUUGUUAGAUUUUGCUCUUUGUAACACUUGUAACUCAUGUGAUAAACAUCUGUAUCAAUCACAAUAUGACAGCAGGAUCUAAACACAAGCAUUUUACAAAUAACCUAGAUUCGUCUGACCAAGCCUGUGCUGUCGAAGUGACCUGACCCGUAUUACGUUAAUGUUUUAUUUAUACUUAUUGUAGAGUAUUGUUAAUUGCUGUGUUAAAGCUAAGGUAAUAAAUAAGAGGAAUCGAAAA